GGCAUAACGCCUUACCAGUUGAACAUUUCUCCCUUCUUUUUUUUGUUUACGUUUGCACCGCAAAAAUUCGUGCAACUGCACUCGCAACAUUUUCUGUCGCAACGUCUGCCGGCGUCGAGGGCUGCUGCAGUAAUAAAGUGCGCCAACGGAAGGAAGUGCAGGCGGUUUCUCUGCCGAUUUUACAUUUUCCGUUCUUUAAUGAACAAAGUUCCAUUCUUUUUUUUUUUAUUCCUCUUCAUUCUACGGCGCCUGCUUUGAUCAGCAGUUUAGUGUGUAGUUCUUUUGUCUCGCUUGCACUAAAGGCGGUAAAAUAGAACAAAAAAAAAACUGCCCGGCAUUAGAGAGAGGCAAGAGAGAGAGAGAGAGGAAGAUGCGCGUAAGCAACAUUCGCAGUGGACGGAUCUGCCGGUUGGCCCUGUGCCUCCUGGUCAUCCUGCCGCUACUGUAUCUUUUGGCCAACUGGAGCGACCAUCACAAGCGGGUCCAGGAGGCCUAUCACACCCGCUUCGGUGGCCCCAAGUUCGCCCACCAGCGACUGGAGGGCAGGCCCAAGGAGACCCCCAAACUGGUCGAGGGAUUGGGUAACUUUGAGCCCAAGGAUCUGAAGCCAAGGACUGGACCUGGAGAGAAUGGCGAGGCCCACAACCUGUCCAAGGACAAGAAGAACAAGGCCGACGCCUCCGAAAUGGAGUACGGGAUGAACAUCGCCUGCUCCGACGAGAUCUCCAUGCACCGGACGGUGAAGGAUACCCGGCUGGAGGAGUGCCGCCACUGGGACUAUCCCUACGAUCUGCCCAAGACCAGUGUCAUCAUUGUCUUCCACAACGAGGGCUUCUCCGUUCUGAUGCGAACCGUUCACUCGGUCAUAGAUCGCUCCCCCAGUCAUAUUCUCCAUGAGAUCAUCCUGGUGGAUGACUUCUCCGACAAGGAGAACCUCGGCAAUCAGCUGGACAAGUAUGUGGAGCAGUUCAAGGGCCUCGUCAAGGUCAUUAGGAACAAGGAGCGCGAGGGUCUCAUCCGGACGAGAUCAAGGGGCGCCACUGAGGCCACUGGCGAGGUCAUCGUCUUCCUGGACGCCCAUUGCGAGGUGAACCUCAACUGGCUGGCACCCCUCCUGGCGCCCAUCUACCGCGAUCGGACCGUGAUGACAGUUCCCAUUAUCGAUGGGAUCGAUCACAAGAACUUCGAAUACCGUCCGGUUUAUGGAACGGAGACCCACUUCCGUGGCAUCUUCGAGUGGGGCAUGCUCUACAAAGAGAACGAAGUGCCGCGUCGGGAGCAACGUCGGAGGAGUCACAAUUCCGAGCCAUAUAGAAGUCCCACCCAUGCCGGCGGUCUGUUUGCCAUCAACCGGGAGUACUUCCUGGAACUGGGUGCCUAUGAUCCCGGCCUGCUCGUCUGGGGCGGUGAGAACUUCGAGCUGAGCUUCAAGAUCUGGCAGUGCGGUGGGAGUAUCGAGUGGGUGCCCUGCUCCCGGGUGGGACAUGUCUAUCGCGGAUUUAUGCCCUACAACUUCGGGAAGCUGGCCAGCAAAAAGAAGGGUCCACUGAUCACCAUCAACUAUAAGAGAGUGAUCGAGACCUGGUUCGAUGACACGCACAAGGAGUACUUCUAUACGAGGGAGCCGCUGGCCCGCUACCUGGACAUGGGCGACAUCAGUGAGCAGCUGGCCCUGAAGAAGCGUCUCAACUGCAAGAGCUUCCAGUGGUUCAUGGAUCACAUCGCCUACGAUGUGUAUGACAAGUUCCCGGGUCUUCCGGCCAACCUGCAUUGGGGUGAACUGCGUUCCGUGGCCUCGGAUGGGUGUCUGGACUCGAUGGGCCUCCAGCCGCCGGCUAUCAUGGGUCUGACCUACUGUCAUGGCGGUGGAAACAAUCAGCUGGUGAGACUGAAUGCCGCCGGGCAGCUGGGCGUUGGGGAGCGGUGCGUGGAGGCGGAUCGGCAGGGCAUUAAGUUGGCUGUCUGCCGGCUGGGUACUGUGGACGGUCCCUGGCAGUAUAAUGAGCACACCAAGCACCUGAUGCACCGCGUCCACAAGAAGUGCAUGGCCCUGCAUCCGGUCACCCAGCAACUGGCCCUGGGACACUGCGAUGUCAACGAUAGCUACCAGCAGUGGUGGUUCAAGGAGAUACGUCCGCGCUGGUAAGUCCUGGAGGGAGCAGGGAGGGCACGAAGGCACACAGGAUGUCAUCACAAGGAUGAAGAGAUCAUCAAGGGUUUCAGCCGGGGGCGCCAACGGGGGGGCGAUAUUUUAGACAAAAAAAAAAAAAAAACAAAAAACAACAGAAAACAAAAAACUUAAAAACAAAAAAGCAAUUUAGUGAAAAUGAGAAAUGAUUAAUGGAAUUGUUGUUGGUUUUUGUAACGCAAUACGACUAUAUAUAUACAACAAAAAAAAAAACAUAAAAACAAAAAAUCAUAAAAACAAAAAAUAUAAAAAAUAAACAGAUAAAAAAAAGAAUCAUUAAAAAAUAAUAUUUAAAAUUAAGAAAACAAGCACAGACCGGAGGCAGGGGCAUGGAAAUACUUUUCAAGGCUCUCUUCCUCUCUCUCUCUCUAUCAAGGACAUUAAAUGUCCUUAAGGAAGAUAUUAAAAAUUAACACCAGAAAGCUCCCUAAAGAUAUUCUAAAUUAAAAGUAUAAUUUUAAAAUAUGUAAAAAUUAUUUAGAGAGAAAAAUUUAAGAGAUCGUUUUGGAAAAAUUUAGUCCAUGAUAUUUUAUUCCAAAUUUUAAAUUAAAAACUAUAAAUUUUAGAAUAAAAAUUACUAAAAAACAAUAAAAUCUUUAAAUAUUGUUUUUAAAUUAGAAAAUUACUUUAAAAAACUCUCUUUUUCAAAAAACAAAAUUUUAAUAAUAUUCUAAUAUAAAUUUUAUUAAAAAAGACUAAAAAACAUAAAAAACAAUCACACAAACUUAAAAUAUUUUUUUACAUAAGAAAAUUACUUUAAAAAAUAUCUAUAAAAACCAUUUUAAUAUUUAAAAAACAAAAUUUUAAUACUUUUAUUAAAUUUUAGUUAAAAAAUGACAAAAAACAUUAAAAAAUAUCAAGAAAUCCUUAAAUUUUUUUUUAAAUAAGAAAAUAACUUUAAAAAAAACUCUCUAAAAACCAUUAUACUAUUUUUAAAAAAACAAAAUUUUAAUAAUAAUCUUUAUUUUUUAUAAUUUUUUUUUAGAGAAUCUCAUGGUAAAAAGGAAUAACUCUACGACCCCCUCUAUAUAGAGUAUAGUAUUUCCAUGACCCUCCCCCCCCAUGACCCCACAUACAUGUAUGCCUCCCGUUUGUGCCGAUGAGUGAGAUAGAGAGAGAGUGCGUUAGUUGUAGAAACGAAUGCGAAAGAGAUGGCGAGUGCAAUAGCCGAAUAAAUAAAUAGAUUGUUUUCCAUUUUGCUUUAUGAUUGCCACCCCUAACCACAAAUCAAUGUACUAACUUUAGUCCCUACAUCUAAGUACUUCCCACUAAAGCUGCCACAUUCCAAUUUCUUCUUUUUUUUCCAAAAAUUUUAUUUAAAAUUUCGACAAAAAAAAAAUGGGAAAAAUGGAAAAGCGAAGCUCAAAAUAAUCCCAUAAUAUAUAUAUAUAUAUUUUUUAAACUAUUA
Molecule: messenger RNA, 3596 nt
Organism: Drosophila ananassae
Lineage: Eukaryota; Metazoa; Arthropoda; Insecta; Diptera; Drosophilidae
Gene: Pgant7
Product: N-acetylgalactosaminyltransferase 7
Exons: 4
Coding region: 371-2146 (591 amino acids)
Cellular component (GO): Golgi apparatus
Source: RefSeq, a predicted model, not a curated record